AUGGCAAAGGCACGUGUCAAGAAGCGCACCCAUCUGCGCGCGCAGAAUGCUUCUGCUGCGUCCAAGGGCAGCGGUGCUAUCCAGAGCAAGGCGCCCAAGUCCAUGGUCAUUCGUGUUGGUGCUUCUCAGGUCGGUACCAGCGUCAGCCAGCUCGUCAAAGAUGUUCGUCAUAUGAUGGAGCCCGAUACGGCUGUGCGAUUGAAGGAACGCCAAUCCAACCGACUGCGGGACUAUACCGUGAUGGCCGGACCGCUCGGUGUCACGCAUCUGAUGCUUUUCUCCAAGUCAAACACGGGAAACACCAAUAUGCGACUCGCUGUCACGCCUCGCGGCCCGACCCUCUACUUCAAGGUUGAGCAAUAUUCUCUUUGCAAAGACGUUGAGCGCUCUCAAAAGCGCCCGCGGAGCGGUGGACAGGACCACAAGACACCGCCGCUGCUGGUUAUGAACAACUUCAACUCGCCCGAUGCCACCGAGGAUUCCAAAGUGCCGAAGCGACUCGAGACUCUUACCACCACUAUCUUCCAAUCCCUCUUCCCUCCGAUCAACCCCCAAGCUACACCGCUCUCCUCCAUUCGUCGUGUCAUGCUCCUGAACCGAGAACCGGCCAAGUCUGAAAACGACGACUCGUACGUUAUUAGCCUCCGACACUACGCUAUUGUCACAAAGAAGACCGGGUUGUCAAAACGGAUCCGUCGCUUGGACCCCAAGGAGAUCCGCAACAGGGAUAAGAAGGCUGCCGUCCCAAACCUUGGCAAGCUUGAAGAUGCUGCCGACUACCUCCUUGACCCGUCUGCCGCUGGUUACACAUCUGCCAGUGAGACCGAAUUGGACACCGAUGCCGAGGUGGAGGUUGCAGAGAGCACGACCCGAAAAGUCCUGAACAAGCGUGAAGCCCAGCGCCAAAAGGCCGGCGAUAACGCUGAGAAGAAGCCUUCUACUCCCGGUGUUGAGAAGCGAGCUGUCAAGUUGGUUGAACUCGGACCCCGCCUGAAGCUUCGUCUAAUGAAGGUCGAGGACGGCGUCUGUGAUGGCAGAGUUAUGUGGCAUGACUUCAUCACAAAGAGUGAGAAGGAGAUUAGGGCGCUAGACCAGAACUGGGCUGUGAAGAGAAAGGAGAAGGCGGCGCGCAAGAAGCAGCAGAGGGAGAACAUCGAAAAGAAGAAGAAGGAUAAGGCGAAGGCCAAGGCCAAUGGCGAGAAUGUGGAGGAUGAUGACGAGGAUGUUGAUAUGGACGAGGACGAGUGGUUCAGUGACGAAGAUGCCGAGGGCGCUGAGGACUCGGAUGAGAUGGAGGAGUAA
This is a messenger RNA of Penicillium cinerascens, 1302 nucleotides long. Its product is annotated as Brix domain-containing protein. Gene Ontology annotation, biological process: ribosomal large subunit assembly; rRNA processing. The record is from RefSeq and is a predicted model, not a curated record. Gene Ontology annotation, molecular function: rRNA binding. Gene Ontology annotation, cellular component: preribosome, large subunit precursor. NCBI's taxonomy places the organism in Eukaryota, Fungi, Ascomycota, Eurotiomycetes, Eurotiales, Aspergillaceae. The transcript has 2 exons. The coding region runs from base 1 to 1302 and encodes 433 amino acids.